This is a messenger RNA of Armigeres subalbatus, 2249 nucleotides long. RefSeq lists its product as uncharacterized. Lineage: Eukaryota; Metazoa; Arthropoda; Insecta; Diptera; Culicidae. The record is from RefSeq and is a predicted model, not a curated record. The transcript is spliced from 3 exons. Gene Ontology annotation, molecular function: protein binding. Bases 131 to 2203 code for a protein of 690 amino acids.
UUGGUUCUGCCCUUUCGCGUGAGCGACGCUCCUAUUUCCGUGUCAGUGUGUGCCUCCGCGUCGAGACGCCGUUUAUCUGAGGACUUGAAAUAUUUUCUCAGCGCGCGUGAAACAUUUCAUAGGUUUAUUAAUGUUUUUUGGCCCCCAGAAGCCCACAAUGGAGAUGAACGAGAUCGGAAGUCUUCAGCUACCGGACCAGGUGAAUCAACCGUUUGCCAUUGCCAGUAUAGGUGACUACUUUGUUGCGUGGACCAAGGGAAGCGUCGAAUGCUUCCAGCUCAAGUACAAACACAUAAACGAGGACGGGGCGCUGAAUCACAUUCUCAGUCGGUUCGAAUGUUCCAAGGAGAAACCUACCGGUCAACUAAUGACUAAGGAAACCGAUAUCUACAACAGCAGCAAUCGAUACGAUCGGAUGAAAAUCUUGCUCGAUCAGACCAUAAUUCCGAACGUAGCCACGCUGUACGUCAGCAAUGUAUUGGCUGCGGUAUCACCACUAGGGAUUUUUCCGGAUUACAACGUCUGUCUGGUGGCCCAUUUGACUAACAUGGGUCAACUAUCGAUUCAUCGGUUUGACAGCCUUCAGAACGAAUGGCAACUGUACGUGGAUGUCUCGGCCACUUGGAAUGCUCACUUCAAUGCCAACAACGUAUUCAAAAGGCUCGACAAGCUGCAGCCGGCUAUUCAUGACGCCUUAAUUACGAGCUUCUGUUGGCGAGAUCAUGCAUUCCACCAUGUGGCCCACUUUGCCAUCGGCACUAAGUCAGGCACAAUUGUCAUUUACAGUUUGCUCUCCGAUAGUGUCCGUAUACAAUUGAUAGUUAACGCCGGAAAGCCGGUGCGAAUGCUGAAGUGGAUCACAAUUUCAGAAGAUCGCAAUCUACUUCUAGUGGGAUUACAAAACGGAAAAAUAACGCUUUAUGGGUUCAAAACAGAACCGGAUGCGACGGUGGUGGAUUUUACGCAGUUAAACGAUGUGUGGUCCGAUGAGGAUAACUUGAUAGUGGGGCAGGUGCAGUACGAAAUGGACUACGCCAACGGGCGGUUGCUGAUUUUAGUAGUCAAGGGGACGCAUUUGAUGGCAUUUUUGUGUAAUUUCCAAGGCAACAUAGGCUCAGUGGCUAUCGAGAACAUGAAUAGCUUUAUGAUAACAGGUCUUCAAUAUCUUUCUCCAUACCGUUAUGUCAUAUGUACACUUCCCGGAAUGUUGUUUUGCGUCAACAUCCACAUUACCAAUGAAGAUCAGUUGCUAAUUAAACAAACUCCCAUUACUACCGAUUUGAAUCUCAGCAAAUACUCUAUCUACGGAGUCACUGCCUCGCGUAACCGAUCCUGUUGGCUUUUCAUCGGCUAUCCAUCAAAAAGCUUCGAUCGCCUGAGCCUACGCACACCAACGGUUAUCUUCUUCUGCAAAUUCAACGAAUGCGACGCUAUACAAAUCCUGCUGGACAAUCCUACCCUACGAAUGACCAACUAUUACGAUUGUGCCGAAGUUGUUCGCUUCGGUGGCAAUCGCAAUCCGGAUGCGGUGAAACUUCUUGAACUAAGAGCAUCUUACAGCGCCAAUGUAGACGACAGUUUCGCCUACCAUCUGAAACUUCAACUGAUCCAACUGGGUGCGAGACUGAGUCACUUCAAAAAGCGAUGCCAACCAAUAGCCGAAGUGCUUUUCAACCAGUCUCAAUUUUUGCAAAUCGUUAUCGAAAUUCUCCAUGCGGCGAAAGUUAUCGCAUACUUCCUACAUGUCCAUCAUACCCUGAAUCAGCUCAGUUACCACCAGCUACUAACAGUGCGCUGCUUGCGUAAUUUCAUUCAAGAAUUCGUCGACGAUCACUUUCCCGGAGACUUCGAGCACAUACACCUCUCACUGAAACCACCAAUGCAGGAGGUGCUGGUGCGGGCGAACGAGCUGCUUUGCUCUUCAGACCAGCAGUUGUACCUCGAGGAAUGCACUUUCUGCUGCGAGUCAAUCCCGGAAGCGAAAUUAACCUGCGUGGACAAUCACCAAACAUUCCGCUGCUCGAUUACGAAGCAGCAAAUUGAGCUUCAGAACGUGGAAACGAUUUGCGAAAUGUGCGACCGUUGUUCGCUCGAUGCUCAGCAACUGGCGGACAUUUUCAGCGCCGACGGCGGUCAGCUGGUUAUCUACUACAUGGACUGUUGCUUGUGUGACAUGCCCUUUAGGAAGCACGUGAUUCCGUGAGGUUUUUUGUAAUAAUAAAACGCGUGACCACGACAAGUACGUACAG